AUGGAGUCCGGCAAUGGUCAAAGUUGCUUUGAAUGGAACUACAAAUUGGUGCUUUUGGGAGAUUGGUAUCAUCCUGAUGUUAGCAAGGAUUCAAAAGCUGGUGAGGUAUUCAAGAGUAUCCGUCAUGCAUAUGAAGUACUGUCUAAUGAAGCAACAAGGACUCAGUAUGACCAAGAACUCAAAUUUCAUGAAGAUACUGACAGGCCAUAUAGAGGAAAAUGGGACCAAAGCCCUGAAUAUGAAGCCAGGGUAAGGAUUUAUAGGUGGGCUGAACUGAGGUGGAAAAUGCAACAUGAGAGACAUUGGGAACGUUAUAAUGUCAGGGAAGAUAAUUCCUCCGAUAAUGAAGUAGAUGAGGUGGUUGAAGAAGGGAAUACAGAUGAAGAGAGAGGUCCCUUCACCGAAGUGCUUAGAUCUGCCUUUCUAUCUUUAUUUUUACUGCAGACAUUUGGAUCCAGAUUGUCUCUCACCUUUAGUAGCCUCAUGGCUUUGUUCGAUAGGAAGUUGGAUGCUGGGUAUAAGAUUGGUUAUGUAAUUGCAUGGAUAAUGGGUGGGAGGGGUGGCGUUUUGCUAACAUUGUGCCUCUCAUUUGCAAGUUGGGUUUGUGGAAAAACCAGUAGCAGUAUAGUUGCUCUAGUGGUGGUAGCCAUGUGGGUAGGCUCCAAUCUUGCAAGGUAUGCACCACUUCCACAGGGCGCACUGCUUACUCUUCUGUACAUGUCUAUUAAGCUGCAGGUCGAUUUAAAGUAA
Molecule: messenger RNA, 750 nt
Organism: Quercus lobata
Lineage: Eukaryota; Viridiplantae; Streptophyta; Magnoliopsida; Fagales; Fagaceae
Product: Chaperone DnaJ-domain superfamily protein
Exons: 3
Coding region: 1-750 (249 amino acids)
Biological process (GO): protein refolding
Cellular component (GO): cytoplasm
Source: RefSeq, a predicted model, not a curated record